CGACAGCAGAAGAAGAAAUGAGGAAGUGUCAUGUAGGUUGUAAACAAUCAUCAUUAUUAUCAUCAUCAUCCCGGCCGUGUUGUGAAUGGAAUCCUCUAUUUGAAGUGUCGACGUGUUCGGGCUGUCUGCGGGCACUAUGCCGUACCUGGGCAGUGAGGACACGGUGAGGGAGCUGAGGAGAGUCCUGUCCAACCCCAACGUCCAGUCUGACCCGCUGCGCUACAGGAACACCAUCCUCAGAGUCAUCAGGUUGAUGUCGCAGGGUGUAGAUGUAUCAGGUCUGUUCAGUGAGUUGGUAAAAGCAUGUGCCACAGUGGACAUAGUCCAGAAGAAACUGGUCUAUGUCUUCCUGUGUUCCUAUGCCACUUUAAACCCAGAGCUGUCUCUACUGGUCAUCAACACACUGAGGAAAGACUGUCAGGAUUCAAACCCGAUGGUCCGCAGCCUGGCCCUGAGGAACAUGACCAACCUUAGGUUGCCCAGUCUGGUGGAGUAUGUGGAGCAGCCCCUGACAGCAGGGCUGAGGGAUAGAGCAGCUUGUGUACGACGAGUGGCUGUACUCGGCUGGGCCAAACUACACAAUCUCCAACCUAAUGCUGAGAUCGAUGCUGCAGUGGUGAACGAGCUAUACAGCCUGCUGAGGGACUCUGACCCGGUGGUGAUGGUGAACUGCCUCCGUGCUCUGGAGGAAAUCCUUAAAGACGAAGGAGGGGUCGCUAUUAACAAACCCAUCACCCAUCAUCUCCUAAACAGGCUAAAGGAAUGUGACGUUUGGGGUCAGUGUGAGGUGCUGAGGAUCCUCCAGCGCAACCGGCCUCAGUCAGAGGAUGAGCUCUUUGACAUCCUGUCUCUGCUGGACGCCUCCCUGGUCAGCCCUCACCCCCCGGUCAUGGCCGCCACCUUCAGCCUCUUCCUCAGCCUCUGUUCCGGUUUCCCAGCAGUCAGUCUGGCAGCUCUGGAGCGAGUACGGGCACCACUGCUGGCCGCCUGUGGGAGUAUGUCCAGAGAGAUGAGGUUCACCGCCCUCUGCCACAUACAGUUGCUGUUGCGUUCUCAUCCUGGCCUGAUGGGGGCGCACUACAAACGUUUCUUUUGUGGUUAUGCUGAACCAGCCUACAUCAAACAAAGGAAGAUGCAGGUGCUGGUGGAGCUGGUGAAUGAUGAAAAUGUAGCAAUGUUACUGGAUGAGCUGAAAGGAUACUGCACUGAUGUCAACACUGACACAGCCCAGGCUGCAAUAUCAGCUAUAGGUCGUAUUGGACGGAGCUACAGUGACAGAUGUCUAGAGAUCCUCACAGGACUACUCGGGCUCAAACAGGAACACAUCACUUCAGCGGUGGUGCAGACAAUGCGGGACCUGGUCUGGGUGUGUCCUCAGUGUAGCAGCACUGUGUGUUUGGCUCUUGAGGGCUGUGAGGAGACACUGCAGGACAGCCAGGGCAGGCAGGCCUUGCUGUGGCUGCUGGGAGUGUAUGGGGAGCGAGUCUCCAGCACCCCCUACACGCUGGAGGUGUUCAUCGAUGGAAUAAGGAGUGAGACCUCUCUGGGAGUCAAGAUGGAGCUGCUGACGGCCACCAUGAGGCUGUUUUUGUGCCGGCCUGCUGAGACUCAAGACAUGCUCGGAAGACUGCUGCACUACUGCAUAGACGAGGAGACAGACAUGUGCGUGCGUGACCAGGCACUUCUCUACUACCGCCUGUUGCAUUGUGGGAUGGAAGAGACACAAAAGGUCCUACAGGGUUGGAGGUCAGAUCCUUCCCUGGGUGUUCUGAUUGGCCGCCCCGCAGAGCCUGUCAGCCAGUGGGCACGCAGCUUUAACACUCUGGAGCCUCUAAGGCAGAGCGCUGUGGAGACAGAGUCAGUCAGCAGGGGAAGCCCUGAACACGUGACCUUUGCGCCCAAGCCGAACACUGUCCUGUCAGACACCCUAAACUCUAGCCAAGUUGAGAAGGUUCAUGCAGGCUCAGACAGCGCCAAUUGGUGUACAGAAUCAUCUGCUGACGUCCUGGCGUCCGACGCCAUCGCCCCCCUCAGUUUGUCCCUCUCCCCGGCUCUCAGCCCAGAGGAGUUCGAGCACCUGUGGCUGCAGCGACAGGGUUUGCAUGUUGAGCACGGUGCUAAGGACAGAGACGAGAGGAAGGAUUAUGCGUGUGUGGAAGAACACAUCCAAUGCCCUGCGAUACCUCACUGUUCCCCACAAGGCCUUCAGGCUGCAAUGCAACUGGUCAAUAUCCAGACGUUGGCCUUCACGCCGCCACACACGCUCCCCUGGAGGGUCUACCUGUACACACACACCCAGCACACACGCUCUGCUGACACGCAGCAUAGCACGCUCAUCCUGGGGGAGCUGCUGUACACUGGAGAGGCGAAUCGGAAAGUAGGAGGGGAGAGAGGCGUGUGUGACAGAGAGACUGCUGAUAAAAUGGUGGAGGACGGGGAAGAAGAACAGGCGAAACAGAAAGAAGAAGCAACAGUCGAAGGGCUGAACUGGAGAAAGUCGGUGAGGAGAGGUGGAGAGGAAAAGGAAGUAAAAGUGACUCUGAAGCAGCAACCAAGAGACGACGAAGCUUUGAGGGGGUUUCUCUCCGUCCUCACCACUGUACUGCACACGCUGUCCUCAGAGAGAGCUUAAAUAUGCAUCAUGCACACAAACACACAUCAUUGUACUUCUGUCCUUAUAUGGACAGACUCUGACACCACUUACUCCCUUAUCAUAACUGUAAACUAACUAGCCCCUUUUAGAAGAAAGCCCCGGCAAAAAAAAAAAAAACCCUUACUUUGUAUAAAGCUCAAACAAGGGUACAGGAAACAUAAUGUAUGUAGAUGAAUGGGAAACCACUUACACAUGCUUUCCUUUACAUCUUUCACAUUUUAAGUUGUAUCAGCUGAAAUAAUUGUUGAAGUAAGAAUGGAGCCUUUUCAGGGGGACAAAACAUGAGUUAACAAAAGAGCACUCAGUGGAGAAGGCCAUUAAUCCUCCUCACUUUACUGUUAUUAUCACAGUCAAGCCGUAAUAAAUAGAUCAAAGAAUAGUUCAGGUCAGAUCAUGUUUGGCCUGGUGAGGGCACUAUGGAGGACUUGUCUCACUGCACCAAAGUCAACAGUGUUUUUCCUCUUGGGGCUGAGAGAUUACUAUGUUGCAUACAUACGAACACAUGCCCUGGUGGAGGUAAUCAUGCAAAGAGGGAAUGUUUGUAUGUUCACAUAGCUGAGCAAUGAGCAAGGCAGGGCUCCCGAAACUGAAAGUUGUCAUGCAUGUUUUUGUGUGACACCUACUAGCCCCGCCCUUUAAACGUAGAUUAUAUUUUACUUGAAACAUGUUUUGUGUGCUUAAGACCGAAAGUGAAACACAUUAACUGGUUUAAAAUAAUAAUAAUAAUAAUAAAAACCUCCCUCCUGCGUU
Molecule: messenger RNA, 3403 nt
Organism: Thunnus maccoyii (southern bluefin tuna)
Lineage: Eukaryota; Metazoa; Chordata; Actinopteri; Scombriformes; Scombridae
Gene: ap4b1
Product: adaptor related protein complex 4 subunit beta 1
Exons: 14
Coding region: 137-2632 (831 amino acids)
Biological process (GO): intracellular protein transport; vesicle-mediated transport
Cellular component (GO): membrane coat; clathrin adaptor complex
Source: RefSeq, a predicted model, not a curated record